Messenger RNA from Penaeus indicus, 562 nucleotides. RefSeq names its product metallothionein-1-like. Gene Ontology annotation, molecular function: metal ion binding. The coding region runs from base 78 to 254 and encodes 58 amino acids. NCBI's taxonomy places the organism in Eukaryota, Metazoa, Arthropoda, Malacostraca, Decapoda, Penaeidae. The record is from RefSeq and is a predicted model, not a curated record. The transcript is spliced from 3 exons.
GUUGCUUGUCUGCAAGCACAUUUCAGAACUGACUUUCAGAGUAACUCGACAGUGUGCAGUGUUGAUACAACUUCAAAAUGCCUGAUCCUUGCUGUAAAGAGAAAUGCGUUUGUGCCGAGGGUGGCUGCACGAAGGGCUGCAAGUGCACAAGCUGCAAAUGCGCCCCGUGUGAGAAAUGCUCGUCUGGCUGCGCGUGUUCAUCCAAGGAGAAGUGCGCGACGAGAUGCACGAAGCCAUGCAGCUGUUGCCCAUAGACGUAUGAUUCGACUGCUGCAUUCUGCAUGACUAAGCAAGGGAAAUAUUAAUUCUUCUGUUUUGUUUCUCGUAUGUUAUGACUGAAUUAUUGGAAUGUUUGCCUAAAUGAAAGAAUGUGAAAAGGUGGUUUUUAAUUCUCAUUCUAUAUAUAAAAUGUCGGCAUUCCUGCCACAAAUAUUAUAUAUAAAUGAGUAUAGAAUUCGUUCAGUUUUAAACAUUAUGAGAUUGGAAUACGAAACUUCAUCAGACUUGAAUCUGUCUUUUUCUACAUUCUCUCUUGUAUAAAAAUAAAAUGUCUAUCCAUCUA